Messenger RNA from Anoplophora glabripennis (Asian longhorned beetle), 2837 nucleotides. RefSeq names its product BAG domain-containing protein Samui (gene stv). Gene Ontology annotation, molecular function: protein-folding chaperone binding. Lineage: Eukaryota; Metazoa; Arthropoda; Insecta; Coleoptera; Cerambycidae. The record is from RefSeq and is a predicted model, not a curated record. Bases 166 to 2235 code for a protein of 689 amino acids. The transcript is spliced from 2 exons.
CAGCGCAACAAUUUGAAAUAUACAGCGCGUGAAAACGAAAGAGCAACGACUGAAACAUAUCGCGAUCCAAGUGUCUUCCUACAAACGAAAAGAUAGUGAGGGAAAAUUGUUCGAUUUGUUUUUGUGUUAAUCGGGGUGUUUCGGAUAAUUUUUGUUUAAAAGGCCAUGACCUCGCCUAUAGUGGACUCGAUACGGACGAUUCCCUUGAUUGCUCGGAAGGGUAGUUCGCGAAAUCACAUUCCAAUGGACAUUGACGAAACUAGUGGCUUUCCCUUCGAGAGAGAUACGGACAGAGAUGGUCACUUCCGUUCCCAGCUAGAUGACAUUGCCAAACGACACCCAGAGUUCGCGGAGCACCUAGGUAACUUCUCGAGACGCCGACAGUCCAGCGGCGGUGACACGGACGACUUCCACAGACGCUUCGAACGACCCUUCACCGGCGCCGGCAACUUCGAGCGAUUCGGCUUCCCGUUCGACAGGGACAACUUCGACCCCGAACAGUACGCCCAACAGUUCUACAAGGAACAGCCCGAAUACCAGCAGCCCCAACAGCAAAGUUACCAACAUCCAAAUUACCAACACCAGUACAGUUACCAACCGCAAUCGCAGGAAUACCAACAGCCCCAGCAGUGCCCCCCACAGCAGACCACCGCGGAAGAGCCCUGCGCUUCUGAAAGCGGGAGGAAUAACAUCCAACAGAGCAACACCACAGACCUGGGCCAGAAACAGGAACCGGUUAAUGAUAGGAAUCAAAGGUCUAUGUCGGCACCCCCCACAGAGAAAGGGCAGAGAUUCACCUCCAGUAUAAACAUACCAGUCAACCAACCCCAGCCCGAAGAGAGCGAAAACAUGGCUCAAACACAAACCGACGGUAAAACGACGGAACGGAUCAUUCCUAUCCACAUAGAAGGGAGAGACGAACCGGUCAUGCCCAAAACGGCUCCCCCCACGUUCUCCCAACCGCAUCCUACUUACAACGCGGGCCCACAACCCGAAAGGAUAUUCGGACAACGACCAGAGCACUUCACGCAGUACGUUAACCGGGAACCGAGGCAGUUCGACAAGUGGCAUCGUCCGGGAUUUGAACAGCACCAAGGGUUCGGUCCGGACGAGUUCAGACAGCAGAGAUAUCCGCAACAGAACGUGCCUCCUUACUACCAGCAACAGCAGCAGCAACGCCCCGCGCCCCAGCAACACGUUCCAUCACAACCGCAGCCCAAGGAGGAAAUUCCCAUCCCCGUCCAAAGAGACGGGCCGCAGACCAAACAGCAAGCCCCUCCACAACAAACGCCGCCUCCCCAGCAACCUGCGCAACCAAAACCGGCCCCGCAACAGCAGAAACCCAGAACACCAAUCGACCAGAUCCAAGUCAUCCAGAAAGACGUGUCGGAACUGAUGGGGCAGGUACAGCAAUUUGCCGGGCAGCCCAAGGACAAACAGUAUUUGUAUCUGGACGAGAUGUUGACCAGAAACCUCCUCAAAUUGGACGACAUAGACACCCAGGGUCAGGAAACGAUCAGAUCCGCUAGAAAAGAAGCCAUCAAGUGCAUAGAAAAGGCCAUAUCGGUGUUGGAGGCCAAGGCGGCGGGUAACGUCGAAGCUCCCAAAACCGAAGAAAAAAUGGAGGUGGAGGAGAAGCUGCAAGAACCCGCCGACGGCGCAAACAAACAGACUGAAGUACAAACCAUGGAGACGGAACUGCCAUCGGAAAGUAAACCCGAGGAAAACCAGCCUCAGCCGAUGGAAUUCUCACCGGAAAGCACGAACCAAGAACCAACCUCGAACGAGGAGAAGAAAGAUGAAGAAAAAUCGGCCGAGGAAAAUCCCCAGCCCGUAACUGAAAACAGAGCAGUAUUGGUCACGUCCGAGAACAAAGAAGCCCCCAAAGCUGAAGCGGAGCAGAUGGAAACUAAGGAGAAACCGCCCAGCGAAGCCGCGGAAGGACCGAAGCCCGAAGCGACCGCCGAAGGGCAGGAAAGCAACCUUCCAGUGGCGGAAGCAGUUAAAAAGUUCGAGAGUAAGGAAACCGAGAGCAAAGAAGAAAAGAAACCGGAGGAGAACAAAGAGGGCGCCCAAGUACAACAGGAGGGGGAGAAGGUAGAAAAUAAGAGUGAGGAGGUAAAGGAAGAAAACAAAGGUGAGAAGAAAGCAGAGGAGAAUAAAGAAGAGACAAAGGCGGAAGAGAAAAAGGAGAAGAAGAAGGGCAAGAAGAAAGCGGAGAAGAAGGAGAAGUAGUUGAUCGUAUAUCGAGGAGUAUUGUAAAUGCCUUAAUUUAAAUAAUUAAUCUUGCUUUUACAAAAUCUUUUAAUGUGUAUUAGCUUACGUUUUUUAGUGAGACUGAAUUGUUAUUUUGUAGUUGUCGACUACACUGUAAGGUUUUCCACUCACUUGAAAGUUUUCUUUUUAUACUUUUAACUUAUUGUUUGUUUGUAUAUAUUUCGUUAGUGUCGCACUAAGUCAAGCAUGAUGACUGUGAUUGUUUUUUUUUUUAGAUUCUUUCGUUAAUAUUAACCCCCCGUCCUUAUUUAUUGUAUAUAAAUGUACAAUUAAUAUUUAAUUGUACCUGUACAAAUAAACAAUGUUGGAAGCGAUUUUUUCGUUUUAUUUGGAAAAGCAAGAUUAAGUUUAUAGGAAAUUUUUUUAGGGUUCAAUUAUUCUUUCAGAGGUCACUCCAUGCGAAAUUACGGCAUUAAAAAGUUGUAAAUAGUUCACGUAAACCUAAUUUUUAGUGUUCAAGCCGAAGUUGCUGCUGCUUUUUGUGUGUUAGUACAUCGCCGAUUUUGUGCAUAAUUGUUAUUGUUAAUAAUUACUCUUUAAAUAAAGUUAUUAUAAAAGUU